AUGCAUGUCUUGGAAUGUUUCCUCCUAUUGUUGUCUCUCUUCAUCCUCUUACCUUCUGAUGCUUUUUCCAGCGAUGAAGCUUCUUUCAUUGCACGUCGCCAAUUGUUAACCCUUGAGGAGAAUGCUGAUUUACCCGACGAUUGGGUGGAUAAUUACCAAAUUAACCUAACCUUCGAUAAUCCUAGACUCAAGAGUGCCUACAUUGCCCUUGAAGCAUGGAAGCAUGCUAUCUAUUCUGACCCAUCAAACUUCACAUCUAAUUGGGUGGGCCCUGAUGUUUGCUCUUACAAUGGAGUUUAUUGUGCUCCAGCGCUUGAUGACCCUUCGAUUCAAGUUGUGGCUGGCAUUGAUCUUAACCAUGCAGAUAUUGCAGGCUACAUCCCUUCAGAGAUUGGGUUGUUAACUGAUCUUGCACUUUUGCACAUAAACUCUAACAGGUUUUGUGGCAUUCUCCCAAAAAGCUUCUCCAAGUUAAAGCUCUUGUAUGAGAUUGAUAUCAGCAACAACCGUUUUGUGGGUCCAUUUCCAAACCCUGUUCUCUCUAUAUCUUCUCUUCAUUACCUUGAUCUUAGGUUUAAUGACUUCGAAGGCGAGGUUCCAUCGGAGCUUUUCAAUAUUACAUUAGAUGCAAUCUUCUUGAACAACAAUAGGUUUACAUCUGCGAUGGACAAUACAUUGAAUGAGUUUGUUGUGACGAACAACAAGCUUACGGGGUGCUUGCCCCCAGAGAUUGGAAAGCUUAGCCACAUGGAGGUGUUUGACAUUAGUGAGAACAACUUGGUUGGUGUGUUGCCAAGGACAUUGAUGGGAUUGAAGGAAGUGACAGUGUUGUCGAUUGCAGACAACAAGCUUACCGGUUUUGUGCCAAAAAGCAUAUGUGAGUUGGAGAACUUGAAGAACUUUACGUUCUCGAACAACUAUUUCAACGGUGAGGAAGAGGGUUGUAACCCUAAAACAAGAAAGGGGAUCAAGUUGGAUGAUCAAAAGAAUUGCAUACCAGAAAGGCCAAAACAGAGGGAUGGAAGCGCUUGUAAUGCUGUCAUAAGCAAGCCUGUUGAUUGUAGCAAGGCACAGUGUGAGAAACCAAUGCCAAUAACACCAUCACCAAAUAAUCCUUCUAAACCUUCAAAAGAGAAACCAACUCCAACGCCCUCCUCACAUAAUAACAAGAAACCACAACCUACACCUUCUCCAAAUGAAAAGAAAACACCGUCGUCGCCAAAGCCAACUCCUUCUCCAACUAGGAAGCCAACAUCAACACCACAGACUCCAACACCGUCAAAUCCAAAACCACCUAAAGCACCUAAGCAUGAUGAUGAUUAUGAUGAUCAUUAUGAAGAACCUAAAGAACGAAAUAGGCCUCCAAAAUCUCCACCUCCAUCUCCAGCUUCAGUAGUACAUUCUCCUCCUCCUCCACCAAUCUACUCUCCACCACCUCCACCAAUCCAUUCUCCACCACCACCUCCAGUUCACUCCCCACCACCACCCAUCAACUCUCCACCACCACCUAUCUACUCUCCUCCUCCACCAGUUCUCUCCUCGCCACCGCCUAUCUACUCUCCUCCACCAGUAGUGCAAUCCCCACCACCACCCAUUUAUUCUCCUUCUCCACCAGUUUUAUCCCCACCACUCCCACCACCAAUCUACUCUCCUCCACCACCUGUUAACUUUCCUCCUCCACCGGUAUAUUCUCCCCCACCACCAAUCUACUCUCCUCCACCACCCACCUACUCUCCUCCUCCUCCUGUUGUUUAUGCACCACCACCCCAAGAAGAUGAUAUCGUUAUUCCACAUGACUUUGGUUCUUCAUAUGCUUCUCCUCCGCCACCAAUUAUCUCUGGCUACUAAAUGACUGGCACAAGUUACUGCUACUUAUACUACUCUGUGCUUUGAAAUUGGCAUCUCCAUCGAGUUAAACUCACAUCACGGCAAUAUGUUUUUCUUUUCU
Molecule: messenger RNA, 1948 nt
Organism: Arachis duranensis
Lineage: Eukaryota; Viridiplantae; Streptophyta; Magnoliopsida; Fabales; Fabaceae
Product: pollen-specific leucine-rich repeat extensin-like protein 3
Exons: 1
Coding region: 1-1848 (615 amino acids)
Molecular function (GO): protein binding
Source: RefSeq, a predicted model, not a curated record